AUGGGUUUGCCUGAUGCAAAUCCAUCGUCAUCUGGAUGGACCCACUAUUCGAAAGUGUCGGAUCUUGGUGGUUUUGUAUUCUCUACCAGUUCGGACGAUAAUUCUAAUUCGUUGAGAACAACGCUUCGGUGUUGUUAUGUUUCGUUUUAUCCCGGGAAACAGUUGCAAUUCACAUACGGGAUCGCUGCGUCUCAACAAGAACACCAAACAGUACUGAAUAUAAAUAUGAAAAUGGAAGCAAAAAGCUCCAAUCUCUCAAUGCUGCUUCUUCUGCUGCUCAUAGUUAACUCUCCGGUUCCGACAUAUCAAGCGGAGAGUCCCACAUCGCCGGUUUCCAAGUUUGACAGUAGUUAUUUUCCACCAGGUUUCUUUUGGGGCACAGCUACUUCUGCUUAUCAGACUGAAGGUGAAGCAAACUCAAAGGGACGAGGACCUAGCAUAUGGGAUACAUUUACUCACACGUUUCCCGAACGGAUAGAUGAUCGUAGCAAUGGAGAUGUUGCCACUAAUUCCUACAAUCUCUACAAAGACGAUUUGAAAAAAAUGAAUGAGAAUCUGGGUAUGAAUGCUUUCAGAUUCUCCCUUUCAUGGUCCAGAAUAAUACCUAGUGGGAAAUUAAGCAAAGGAGUGAAUGAAGAAGGAAUUGAUUUCUACAACCGACUUAUCAAUGAAUCUCUACAGAAUGGCUUGGUUCCUUUUGCAACAAUCUUCCAUUGGGAUGUUCCUCAAGGCCUUGAAGAUGAGUAUGGCGGCUUCUUAAGUCCUAAGAUAGUAUCUGAUUAUAAGGAUUACGCCAAGGUUUGCUUUGAAAGAUUUGGCGAUCGAGUGAAGCAUUGGAUUACUAUAAAUGAACCGUAUGUUUUCACUGUACAUGGCUAUGAUGGUGGCGAUUUGGCCCCGGGGCGAUGCUCAUCUUGGGUCAAUAAGGCAUGCCGAGCUGGAAACUCAGCGGUUGAACCAUAUAUAGUUGGCCACCAUGUGCUUCUUGCUCAUGCAGCUGGUGUUCAAGCGUAUAAGGAAAAGGGUCAAAAUGGCAAGAUUGGAAUAACACUUGAUGUAACUUGGCCCGAACCUUACUCCACCAGUGCAGCCGAUCGCGCAGCUGCCCAAAGAAACCUUGAUUUCUCUUAUGGUUGGUUUAUGGAACCUUUAACCUAUGGUUAUUAUCCAAAGAUAAUGAGAACUCUAAUUGGAAAUCGGUUGCCCUAUUUCACCAAGCAACAAGCUUUGCUAUUAAAGGGAUCCGCCGAUUUUAUUGGCUUAAAUUAUUACACUUCAAAUUUUGCUUCUGCAAAUGUUACUCCCGACCCUGAUCCAACUCAUAUUAGAUUUGCAACUGAAAGUGCUGUUAAUUUGACAAAGUUUAGAGAUGGAAAACCCAUUGGUUUACAGGCUUCUCCGAGCUGGUUAUAUAUAUUUCCAGAAGGAAUUCGAUAUGUUCUAAAUUACACCAAAGAUAGAUAUAACGAUCCAGUACUCUACAUUACAGAGAAUGGUAUUGGUAAUGACAAAAAUGGGCGUAAAGAUUUGAUGAGGAUAAAAUAUUUUGAGGACCAUAUUUGGAACGUACUUAGAUCUAUAUGUGAACACAAGGUUAACGUGAAAGGAUAUUUUGCUUGGUCAUUUUUGGACAACUUUGAAUGGGCAAAUGGGUAUACGGUUAAGAUGGGUAUAUAUGAUGUAGACCGAAGUACAAUGAUCAGAUACCCGAAACUCUCCGUCGGGUGGUUCAAGAAAUUCCUCGAAAAUAAGAAUUCUACCGCCGGACCUAAAUGCCAUUGAAGUCCGUCGUCUUGAGCGUCUUCCGACUCUAAGGUCAUGAGUUUGGGUGUUUGUGUCUCAAUAAUGAAGCUUAGUCUAAUUGGGUUGAUUUACCGUAUGUUUGGUGUACUGUUUGUGUUCUUUCUUGUGAGAUUUGCUUGUAACACAAGAAAUUGAUGUUCAUUUAAUAAAAUGGACAAAAUAAAUAAUUUGAUUUUGUA
This is a messenger RNA of Mercurialis annua (annual mercury), 1982 nucleotides long. Its product is annotated as beta-glucosidase 13-like. The transcript has 15 exons. Gene Ontology annotation, biological process: carbohydrate metabolic process. The record is from RefSeq and is a predicted model, not a curated record. Bases 1 to 1782 code for a protein of 593 amino acids. Lineage: Eukaryota; Viridiplantae; Streptophyta; Magnoliopsida; Malpighiales; Euphorbiaceae. Gene Ontology annotation, molecular function: beta-glucosidase activity.